AUGGACUAUCCUUUCUGGAAGGAGAAGAUGAAGAUCCGUCUCCGAGCAAUUGAUGAUGAUAUGUGGAAUGUGGUGCACUUCGGGUUCACGUGUGAAACUGUGAAGGAUUUGUGGGAUGUUCUCGAGAAGAUAAAUGAAGGUGUUUCAACUCAGAAAGAAGCUCGAAUUGAUACUCUUCGAGUGAAAUUCAAUCAAUUCAAGCGCAUUGGAAAUGAAAGCUGUCAGCAAAAUUUCCAUCGUCUGAGUGACAUAGCAAAAGAGCUUCAAGGUCUCGGCGUCAAAAACAUCACUGAUCAUGAAGUUGUGAAGAAACUGCUCCGUCACUUGACAAAUAACUCUCGCAAGAGCAAGGCGUCCAUCGACAAGGAAAUGGAUUCUGAUGAAGAAGAAUCGUCGGACUCCAAAGAAGCUGAUGAAUCUGAUGAGGAUUCUGACUCUGGCAUGGCUGGUAUAGCAUAUACCUCCUCCCCUACAACAAACUUCUUUGGGAAUUCGUCAAACGAUGAUGAAUCUCCUGCCUACUGCUUCAUGGCCAAAGCCUCGAAGGAGAAGAAGAAUGCCCUCAAGAGAGCCAAGAAGGCUGAAAAUGAAAGGGCUCGUGAAGAAGAAAAUCGUCGUCUCCUCAAAGAUGUUGUCGAGAAGAAAAAGGCUGAAGGAAAAUCUGAAGGUCGCUCCAAACACAAACAUGAUCCCAGUGCAAAGCGAAAGAGCGCACCGAAGAAGAGGCCGGCUGGACCAAGAAAUGACGAAAGCAAUUCUUCGGACAAAGAUGAUCCUCCACUCACUAAGGAUGAGGUUGAAGCUACUCUCAGCGAGCAAGUGAAUAUCACAACUUCUACGGUGCUGCCUGAUCUUCGGGUUCGAAAGGUUCCAAUUGCACCACCAAAGAAAAUUGCUGCUAGAAAAACUCCACCAACCACAGUUACCAUGAAAGAUUUUGUGGAUACAACUCCUCAUCCUAAGGCAAUCAACUUGAAGGAUUUGGUAGUUGAUGCUCCUGUCAGGACUGCUAAGCCCGGCGAGCCAAUUCCAAAUCCGAAAAUGAAGAAAAUCAAGGCACCAACCAUCGAGCAAAGUGCUCCUCAAGAUUCUGCACCGAAGGAAAAGGCUCCUAAGUUUGCUCCUACUUUGACACAACCAUUGGCUUCUAUGCCCCCAUUCGAGCAAGUUCCAGUGCCAACUGCUCCAGUCGCACAGUCUGAUGAUCGAUCUGAUGCUCCUCACUACUACAAUCAUGUGUUCAUCCUGGAGCAUCUUGAUAAGUUUGUGAAUAAUCCAUUCGAUGGUGAAGUGGCAUCUUUGCCAAUCCCUCCUGAAGUCAUUUCCCAGGCAUCUGAUGUUGUUCGCGACAUGAAAGAAGAUUCCGUUGAAAUCAACACCCUCACUGUAGAACUCGAUGACCUUGAUGGUCGAAUGAAAACUGCGCCUUCCAAGUUUGUCACGAGACAACUCGAAGAAUCUUACAUGGAUAUCAGUCGAGCUUUGACUAUCCUCCGUAACAGAAGAUAG
Aegilops tauschii subsp. strangulata is the source of this 1509-nucleotide messenger RNA. The record is from RefSeq and is a predicted model, not a curated record. NCBI's taxonomy places the organism in Eukaryota, Viridiplantae, Streptophyta, Magnoliopsida, Poales, Poaceae.